Messenger RNA from Vanrija pseudolonga, 7959 nucleotides. RefSeq names its product Fatty acid synthase subunit beta (gene FAS1). NCBI's taxonomy places the organism in Eukaryota, Fungi, Basidiomycota, Tremellomycetes, Trichosporonales, Trichosporonaceae. The coding region runs from base 234 to 7817 and encodes 2527 amino acids. Gene Ontology annotation, molecular function: holo-[acyl-carrier-protein] synthase activity; fatty acid synthase activity; enoyl-[acyl-carrier-protein] reductase (NADH) activity. The record is from RefSeq and is a predicted model, not a curated record. Gene Ontology annotation, biological process: long-chain fatty acid biosynthetic process. Gene Ontology annotation, cellular component: fatty acid synthase complex. The transcript is spliced from 3 exons.
UUACCUUGACUCCCGGUGCACUCCGUCCGUCCUUCCUUCCUCAUCCCCUUCUUCCCAUCUCAUCACGCUUGCGUGCUUUUGUUGUUUCCUCUCUCUCAACAACACCACCUCUUCCACAAAACGCAACACUAGUCCCCCACCCCUUCUCCAUCUUUCCUCCCUCACUACCCACCCCCCCUCUCUAAUCCCCUCCACCAACCUAUUGGGACUGCCGCAAGUCCACAUCGCCCAUCAUGGCGUCCCUCUUCAGCGGUCCCCCUCCUACCCGCCCCCUGGUCCUCCACUCCAAGGCCGCCCGUGUCCACGUUCUCGUUCCAGCAGAGCCCCUCUCGGCCUGGGUCGCUUCAGAAGUUCUCGCCCAGGAGUUCCACGAUGAGCUCGCAAACAACGACGACGAUGCCCCCGCCCCCGUAGACGAGGACGAUGAGGAGGCUGCCAGCAAGCCUGUCUCCAACGAGCCCCAGGUCAAGCUUCUCGCUCGCUUCCUCAAGUUUGUUGCCGACAAUGUCGCGGCUACCUCGAGCCAGGAGACGGCCGAGGUUCUCCUCGCCUCGUACAACCGCUUCAACGAGCUCUUCCUCCCCUCGGUCAGCGUUCAGACUCUGGUCCAGUCUUUCGACCCCGAGGUCCGCGCCGAGAUCCUCACGGCCUACUACAAGGCCUUUGCCGUUGCCCGCAAGGUCCUCGGCGACAAGAAGGUCCAGGUCGCCCACAAGCCCGCCCUUAUUACUGCCGCUCAGGACGGCUCCGCCGAGCUCUACGCUCUCUUCGGCGGCCAGGGUGUCAACGAGUACUACAUCGAUGAGCUCCAGUCGCUCUUCGACGUCUACCGCCCCUUCGUCGAGGAGCUCCUCGCCAACGUCACCAAGAACGUUCUCAACCCCCUCGUCGCCAAGUACGCCGACAACUUCCCCUACUACUCUGAGGGCCUUGACGUUCUCUCGUGGCUCAACGGCAGCAAGCCCCGCCCCUCGGUCGACUACCUCGCGUCGAUCCCGGUGUCCAUGUCCCUGAUCGGCAUUACCCAGCUCGUUCAGUACGUCGUCUCGGCUCGCAUUGCCGAUGUUUCUCCCGGUGAGCUCCGUGAGCUCUUCAAGGGCGCCACUGGUCACUCCCAGGGCAUUAUCUCGGCUGUUGCCAUUGCUGCUUCCACUAGCUGGGAGAGCCUCUACCAGAACAUUGAGAAGGCUGUUAAGCUUCUCUUCUUUGUUGGUCUCCGUGGCCAGGAGUUCUUCCCCGUGCUCGCUAUCGAGCCCGAGAUCGUUGCCGACGCCAUUGCCAACAACGAGGGUACCCCCACCCCCAUGCUGGCUGUUAACGGCCUGACGGCCAAGGCCCUCGACGCCCACAUCCAGAAGGUCAACGCCUUCCUGCCCGCCAACUCCAAGGUCGGCAUCUCGCUCUUCAACGCUGCGACCAGCAACAUUGUUACUGGCCCUGCCAAGUCGCUCUACGGUCUCGCUACCGCUCUCCGCAAGGUCAUGGCUCCUGCCGGCCUCGACCAGAGCAAGAUCCCCUUCUCCAAGCGCAAGGCGGUCUUCAACAUCCGCUUCCUGCCCAUCAACGUGCCUUACCACAGCCACUACCUCGAGGGUGCUACUGCCAAGGUCGUUGAGCAGGACCUUGCUGGCCGUGAGCUCUGGACCCCGUCCGAGCUUGGCGUUGCCAUUUAUGACACUGAGGACGGUUCCGAUCUCCGCAAGCUCAGCUCGUCCCUGACGGCUUCGCUCCUCGACCAGAUCUUCACCAAGCACAUCCACUGGGCCAAGGCCUGCAACUUCCCUCCUACUGCCACCCACGCCAUUGACUUUGGCCCGGGCGGCAACUCGGGUGUCGGUCUUCUGGCCGCCCGUGUAACCGAGGGCCGUGGUGUCCGCGUCGUCAUUGUUGGCGAGAAGGGCAAGACUGGCGCCGAGCUCUACGACGCCAACAACAUCCGUCGCGAGCCUGUCUGGUACAAGGAGUCGCACCCCCGCCUCGUCAAGACGCUUGACGGCAAGAUCAACAUUGACACCAACUUCUCGCGUCUCCUCGGCAAGCCUCCUAUCAUGGUUGCGGGUAUGACCCCCACCACCGUUGGCGCCAACCUCGUCGCCGCCACCCUUAACGCUGGCUACCACAUUGAGCUCGCUGGUGGCGGUCACUACAAUGCCAAGGCGCUCCGCGCCAAGGUCGCUGAGAUCCAGCGCCGCACCAAGCCCGGUGUCGGUGUCACCCUCAACGCGCUUUACAUCAACCAGCGCCAGUUCACCUUCCAGUUCCCCCUCUGGCAGGAGAUGCGCAAGGAGGGCCUCCCCAUCGAGGGCUUCUGUGUCGCCGCUGGUAUCCCCAGCUCGGAGAAGGCCACCGAGAUCAUCAACGGCCUCAAGGAGGCUGGCAUCAAGCACAUUGCCUUCAAGCCCGGAUCGGUUGAGGGUAUCCGUCAGGUUGUCAACAUUGCCGCUGCCAACCCCGACUACCCCAUCAUCCUUCAGUGGACUGGUGGUCGUGCUGGUGGUCACCACUCUUGCGAGGACUUCCACCACCCCAUCAUCUCGACCUACGGCUCGAUCCGCAACCACCGCAACAUCUCGCUCAUUUGCGGUUCCGGCUUCGGUGGCGCCGAGGACGUCUGGCCCUACAUCUCGGGUGACUGGUCCGUCAAGCUCUUUGGCCUCCAGCCCAUGCCCUACGAUGGUGCCCUUUACGCUUCGCGCGUCAUGGUCGCCAAGGAGGCCGACACGUCGCCCUCUGUCAAGCAGCUCAUCGUCGACGCCCCCGGUGUCGAGGACCACCAGUGGGAGGGCACUUACGACAAGCCUACCGGCGGUAUCCUUACUGUCCGCUCCGAGCUUGGUGAGCCCAUCCACAAGAUUGCCAACCGCGCCGUCAAGCUCUGGCGCGAGUUUGACGACACCGUCUUCGCUCUUCCCCGUGAGAAGCGUGGCCCUUGGCUCGAGGGCAAGAAGGACUAUGUCAUUGAGCGCCUGAACAAGGACUUCAACAAGCCCUGGUUCGGUGAGAAGGCCGACGGCACUGUCGUCUCCGACAUUGGUCUCAUGACCUACGAGGAGAUCACCCGCCGCAUGGUCCGUCUCAUGUACUCAGCCAAGCUCGACAACUGGGUCGACGUCUCGCUCCGUAACCUCACCGGUGACUGGCUUCGCCGCACUGAGGAGCGUUUCGCUGGUGUCGAUGGCAUCCGCACCAAGGAGUCGCUCAUCCAGUCGUUCUCGGCCCUCGACAAGCCCACCGAGGCUCUCGAGCUCUUCUUCAGCACCUACCCCAAGGCCAAGACCCAGCUCGUUUCGGCCGACGACAAGUCGUACUUCCUGACCAUCAGCCAGCGCCCUGGUCAGAAGCCCGUUCCCUUCAUCCCCAUCCUUGACAACCAGUUCGAGGUUUGGUUCAAGAAGGACUCGCUCUGGGCUGCCGAGAACAUUGACGCCGUGUUCGACCAGGACCCCCAGCGUGUCUGUAUUCUCCAGGGCCCCAUCGCCGUGCGCCACGCCAAGGUUGCCGACGAGCCCAUCGCCGACAUCCUCGGUAACAUCGAGGCCAACCUUGCCAAGCGCAUCCUUGAGCGCUUCUACGACAAUGACGAGUCCAAGGUUCCCUCGAUCGACUACAUUGGUGCCCGCCCCAGCCAGGCCCACACCUACAUUGCCGACGAGCACGUCGAGUCGGUCAACGGCAACGAGGUCCGCACCCUCAAGCUUGAUGACAAGCUCCCCAAGGUUGAGGACUGGCUUCAGCGCAUCUCGGGCCCCGAGCUCUCGUGGCUCCGCGCUGCCCUCACCACCGUCAACGUUGUCCAGGGCUCCAGCUACGUUACCAACCCCUUCCGUCGCAUCUUUGCUCCUCGCAAGCACCAGACGGCCAAGAUCUACUCGGUCGGCGACAAGAUCCAGAAGGUCGAGCUUUACGGCGGCGCUCGCUCGUCGGGCCCCCACCCCGACGACUUCAAGGCCGUCGAGCUCUCGUACAACGCCUCGGAGCGCAAGAUCACCCUCGUCCUCUUCGAGGAGCGCAAGGGCGUCUCGGUUCCUCUUACCUUCACGUUCGAGUACCACCCCGAGCAGGGCUACGCCCCGAUCCACGAGGUCGUCAAGGGCCGCAACAAGGCCAUCAAGGACUUCUACUGGCGCCUCUGGUUUGGUGACAACGAGAAGCUUCCUCAGCUUGCCAUUGACACCACCUUCACCUGCGGUGAGACCAAGGUCGACGCUGCCACCAUCCAGCGCUUCUGUGACGUUGUCGGCAACCAGGGCGAGCGCUUCAAGGCCUCGCGCAACGACACCAUCCUUGCUCCCAUGGACUACGCCAUUGUUCUUGGAUGGCAGUCGAUCAUGAAGACCAUCUUCCCCGAGGCCAUUGACGGUGACCUCAUCAACCUUGUUCACCUCUCGAACGGCUUCCGCUUUGUUGAGGGUGUCGCGCCGGUCAAGGCUGGCGACGUCUGCACGACCGAGGCUCGUGUCACUUCGGUGAUCAACUCGGACUCGGGCAAGACUGUCAAGGUCAAGGGCUUCGUCCUCCGUAACGGCGAGCCCGUCAUCGAGGUCAACUCGGCCUUCCUCUACCGUGGCCGCUUCACCGACUUUGAGAACACUUUCGAGACUGUCGACGAGCCCGACUAUGUUGUCAGCCUCGACAAGGCCACCUCGGUCGGUGUCCUCCAGUCCAAGCAGUGGUUCGAGUGGGACGACGACUCGGUUCCUCUCGACGUUGGCACCACCCUCACCUUCAAGGUCAAGUCCAAGUACCACUACAAGGACAAGUCGACCUACUCGUCGGUCCAGGUCACUGGCGCUGCCUUUGUCCGCGACAGCACCAAGCAGCUUGUCCAGGUUGCCACCAUCGACUACGAGGCCCACAACUCGCACGGCAACCCCGUCGUCGAGUACCUCAAGCGUACUGGCAAGGCUGUCGGCCUCCCCGUUCCUCUCGAGUCGGGCGGCUACGCGCUCAUCACUGACGCGUCGACUGCCACCUACCGCACUCCUGCCACCAACGAGCCCUACUCGAAGAUCUCGGGUGACUUCAACCCCAUCCACAUCAACCCGUACUUCUCCGACUUUGCCAAGCUCCCCGGCACCAUCACCCACGGCAUGUGGUCGUCUGCUGCUACCCGCAAGUACGUCGAGCAGGUCGCCGCCGACAACCACCCCGAGCGCGUCGUCUCGUACGACGUUGCCUUCGUCGGCAUGGUCCUCCCUGGUGACGAGAUCAACGUCAAGCUCACCCACGUCGCCAUGCGCGACGGCAAGAAGGUUGUCAAGGUCGAGGCCUUCAACCAGAACGGUGCCAAGGUCAUUGACGGUACAUCCGAGGUCCUCCAGCCCCCUACCACCUACGUCUUCACUGGCCAGGGUUCGCAGGAGGUUGGCAUGGGAAUGGAGCUCUACAACAACUCGGAGGUUGCCCGCGCUGUCUGGGACGCCGCCGACGCCCACUUGACCUCGGUCUACGGCUUCUCCAUCAUUGACAUUGUCAAGAACAACCCCAAGGAGCUUACGAUCCACUUUGGUGGUAUCAAGGGCCAGGCCAUCCGCCAGCGCUACAUGGACCUCACCUACGACACCAUUGGUGACGACGGCGAGCUCAAGACCAAGCCCCUCUUCGGCGACAUUGACCUCUACACCACGUCGUACACCUUCUCGCACCCCCAGGGUCUCCUCUACGCCACGCAGUACACCCAGAUUGCGCUUGUCGUUACCGAGAAGGCCGCCUUUGACGACAUGAAGGCCAAGGGCCUCAUUGACCCUAGCGCUCCCUUCGCUGGUCACUCGCUCGGCGAGUACUCGGCUCUUGCUUCGAUUGCCGACGUCCUCCCCAUCUCGUCGCUCUCCGACGUCGUCUUCUUCCGUGGUAUCACCAUGCAGCGCGCGGUCAAGCGCGACGCCGAGGGCAAGUCGCAGUACGCCAUGAUGGCCGUCAACCCCUCGCGUGUGGGCAAGACCUUCUCCGAGCCCGCUCUCCGCGAGAUUGUCGACCAGAUCUCGUCGCAGAAGGAGGCUCUUCUCCAGAUUGUCAACCUCAACGUUGCCGACCAGCAGUACGUCACUGCUGGUGAGCUCCGCGCCCUCGCCACCCUCACCAACGUCCUCAACGUUCUCAAGCACCAGAAGAUUGACCUUGAGAAGCUCUCCAAGACCAUGUCGGUCGAGGAGCUCAAGGAGCACCUCAAGGACAUUAUUGAGGAGGCCUGGAGCAUGCAGGAGGAGAAGGCCAAGAAGGACGGCGGUCAGGUCAUCCUCGAGCGUGGCUACGCUACCAUUCCCCUCCCUGGUAUCGAUGUGCCAUUCCACUCUCGCUACCUCUGGCCUGGAGUGUUGUCGUUCCGCAACUACCUCGUCAAGAAGAUCGACCCCAAGCAGCUCAACCCCGACCGUCUCAUCGGCAAGUACAUCCCCAACCUUAUCGCCGAGCCCUUCGAGGUUACCAAGGCGUACGUUCAGAAGAUCUACGAGGAGACCAACUCGCCCCGCAUGGAGCUUGUUCUCAAGUUGUGGGAGAAGAACGCCUGGGCAUCGCCUGCUCAGCGCCAGGAGCUCGCCUACAACAUCCUCACCGAGUGUCUCGCCUACCAGUUCGCCUCGCCCGUUCGCUGGAUCGAGACUCAGGAUGUCCUCUUCACUCAGGCCAAGUUUGAGCGCCUCAUCGAGGUCGGCCCCGGCCCUGUCCUUGCUGGUAUGGCCACCCGUACCCUCAAGGCCAAGUACGAGGCCCAGGACGGUGCCAUCUCGCUCAAGCGCACCAUCCUCUGCCACGCCAAGAACCAGAAGGAGGUCUACUACGCCUUCGAGGACGAGGCUGCCGAGGAGCCCGCUGCCGCUGCUCCUUCCGAGGCUGCCGCCCCCAAGGCUGCCGCCGCCCCUGCGCCUGUUGCUGCUGCGCCCGUCGCUGCCGCUCCUUCGGCCGGUCCCGCUGCUGCUGUCGAGGACGCGCCUCCCAAGGCCGUCGACACUGUCCGCAUCAUCAUUGCCCAGAAGCUCAAGAAGCCCGCUUCGGAGAUUCCCCUCUCCAAGUCGCUCAAGGAGCUCUCUGGCGGCAAGUCGACUCUCCAGAACGAGAUUCUCGGUGACCUCCAGACCGAGUUUGCCCAGGCUCCCGAGAAGGGUGAGGACCUUCCUCUCGACGAGCUUGGAGCGGCCCUUGGUGUUGGCUACUCUGCACUUGGCAAGCACGCCAUGGGUCUGACCAACCGCAUGAUUGCUUCCAAGUUCCCUGGUGGCUUCAACAUCUCUGCUGCUCGUUCGCACCUCAACAAGCAGUGGGGUCUUGGCCCUCUGCGCUCCGACUCUGCCCUCUUCUUCGGUAUCCUGUCCGAGCCCGCCAAGCGUAUCGGCUCUGAGCUCGAGGGCAAGGCCUUCCUCGACUCGGUCGCGCAGGCGUACGCCUCGUACUCUGGCAUCACCCUCUCGACUGGCGGUGCCGGCGGUGGUGGUGGUGGCGGCGGUGGCGGUGGUGCCGUCAUGAACUCGGAGGAGUUUGACAAGUUUGUUGUCAAGCAGAACGAGCAGGCCGAGCGCGAGAUUGAGCAGCUCUACCGCUACCUCGGCAAGGACCCCCGCGCUGGCGAGAAGAAGGCCGACACGGAGAAGGCCAACGCCGAGGCCCUCCAGGCCAAGCUUGACGCCAUCAAGGCCGAGCACGGUGACGCCUACAUUGACGGCAUCUCGCCCGCCUUCUCGGCCGCCAAGGCCCGUACGUUUGACUCGAGCUGGAACUGGGCCCGCCAGUCGUCGCUCCAGCUCUGGUACGACAUUAUCCACGGCCGCCUCGACCCCUCGACGAUCUUCGAGAGCGAGCCGCGUUACCGCCCCACGGCUUAAAGUGGCGGUUAGUUUAGAUGUGCGCGCGCGCGAGCGCGCGCUGUUGAUUUGGUAGACAAGAUCCGUACUAUAGAGAUUCGCUCCGUUUGUUCAAUUGUCGCAUAUAGGGCCAUAAUGGCCAGGAGCAUGCAUCGUUAGGAAG